Colletotrichum paranaense is the source of this 372-nucleotide messenger RNA. RefSeq lists its product as uncharacterized. The record is from RefSeq and is a predicted model, not a curated record. Lineage: Eukaryota; Fungi; Ascomycota; Sordariomycetes; Glomerellales; Glomerellaceae. Bases 1 to 372 code for a protein of 123 amino acids. The transcript has 2 exons.
AUGCAAGGCACAUCCAACCAGAGUCCAGUGAGCUCACACCUUUUGAUCUUUCCAGAACGACGACUCCCAGGUUCCAACACAGAGAACCCCCAACCGAGAACAUGGUCCGGCCUUUUGUCACCUGCGGCCUUGUGGCAUUCUUGCAGCUCUGCGGAUUUGCUCUCUUGUCGCCUCACCCGCCUGGCCACCACCCUUUCCUUUGGUGUGUCAAGUCGGUUCUUUUCCGCUUCUUGGCUUUCGUGGCCAACACACCACAAUCCUAUUUUGCCCGAACCGCUACACACCUCCUUCACUCACUUGUCCCAAACGGAUCGCAUGCACAGCAGGCGAGUCGACUCAGUCGAUUUGCAGAGAAAAGUAGGCGAACAUUGA